GCAGAUAAUUGUUAUGAUCGACUGAUGUCCUUAGAUGUUGAGAAAUGCUGACCUCACUUUGACCCUUAGAACUUAUCAGCAAUAUGGUGGCCCCACUUCCGUUGCAGAAGAUCCUUGUAGUUGCAAUCAAGCAGCUGGUGAAACCUGCAGCCAAACUAAUGGUAGCAGCUGCAGAGACGAACACUCUGCUGCGCACUUGGAUCCUGGCUCCGAUUGGCCAGAGUAGUCACAAGGUGCAGGUGACGUGUCUUGCCUGGCAGAACAACCAGAAGAAGCCACAGGUCAUCGCCCCGCUCACCGAGAAGCGCGCAGUACAGACAGGCGCAGACCUAUUUCUAUAUGUAGUUGUCAUUGGUCUUUUGGCGGUCAUAUAUUUGUACGAUGACGGAAAAGCGGCUGAAAAGAAGAAGAAACAUGAAGAAAAAUUGGCCACUUUCAGAAACGACUUAGAUUUGUUCGCAGCCAAAGUAAAAGAAAAAUCGAAUAGAAUGGGCGAAAUUGAUACGAAAUUAACACAGAUGGACAAAGAAGUCAGGUUAAUGGAGACAAAGAAACUAUAACCACAUGGAACUAAACAAUUCUAUUUAGCCAGAAACGUUUUGAACUACUUCUGAUGGAUCAAAUGAGACUUGAGACUUUUGGCUAGCGUAGAGUUGCAGUAGGAUUGCUUUCAUAAAGAACCAAAGACUAAUGACGAAAGUCUUGAACUUAGAUCGAAUGCUAGAAAAGUAUUUAAUUGAUCCUUCCUGGCACUAACUCAUUUUCUUUCUUCAUCUGACCAUUUGAACUUAAAGAUGCUGUUCAUUUUUCUUUUACAAAGAUGCUGUAAUUUUACUCUAGAUUAAAUAUAUAACGUUAAGUAAACAGUUUUUUCACGGUAUAAAUAUUUUAAAAAAUAAUGGAACGUUUUGUGCGCAUGGUCCUUUCAAUUAGUUAGCGAAACUAAAUGAUCGCUUGCAAUCAUAUGAUUUGCUCUUUUUGCAGGAAGUGAUUUAGAGUAUUUUACGGUGACUGAGUUUUCGUGCAUGUGUCAUUUUGAACCACCCCAUUGAAUGUGCAAUAGAGUGGAUUAAAGAUAUAGUAUGCUGGCUUCUAGGAGUUGUGUCAACGUUGAAAGGACACAACUGGUUGGAAACAAGUGGUCCCGAUUGAUCCUUUUAAUGAAAUGCAUCCUUUUUAACUAUUAAGAGGAAGAAAAAGAAACUCGUGUAACAAAGCUCUGGAUGAAAUAGAUCUAAAUAGUUUUUUAUCAGUUUUUUUUUUUACAUAGUUGCACAUUAUUUAUUUUGUGUAUAAAUUGCAGCUUUUGGCUCAUAUUAAAAACUGUUGUCUCUUUGAGAAUAGUAGUUUUUAGCGGUCUACUGGCUUAUUUUUGCAAACCACGUGAAACUGCUUGUCCAUUCAUUUUAAACUGAAAAUAGUCAUUUUAACCGGGUGAAUUUAUCUCCUAAUUUUUCUUUAUUAGAAUUUAUUUAUUGUUAAAACAAACAUUUUUUGUUUACUUUUCAGUUUAUCAUAUGAGUGUGCUUCACAAAUCAAUUUUAUUCGAGCCGUAGCGAUGGAAAUUCGAUGGAGUUCCAGUGGAGUUAUUUAAAUCGAUAGAAAUUUCAAAUCUUGAUAAGUUGUUGUCUUUGUGUGAAUCAACAUGGAGACAGCGCUGUGUCUGUUGGCGAAGGAUCCGGCAGUUGCCAAGAACAAAGCCAUCAAGGAGUCAUGCACAACUGCUGUCGAAUUGCUGGAGAACGAGGAGCAGGUGAACAUGAUUCCGAAAACAGAGUUGAGAACAACGAGCAUGGUGCCCCUUCUUCUGGCACUGGACUCGAAGAACAGCAAGCUUUGUGGGUAUGCGAUCGAUGGUCUGAAGAAGCUAGUCACCGAUGCCAGGUUUUUCUCCCUCACUCAGGAGGAGAAGUACGAGGAGCAGAUGACGGCACAGGUGCUCAGCUGUCUCAACAGUUGUCCACAGCUGCCAGAUGAUGUGCUGGUCGCAAUCAUGAAGUUUCUUCUCAAUUUCUUCAAUUCUGACGCCUUUCAUAUUACAGAAAGAAGCAUGUGUUCAGCCGUUGAGCUAUGCUUGGCAGUGCAGAAAACGAGUCUCCUGAGUGGUACCAGGACUGCCAUCAGAGGCACUCUUCUUCAGAUGAUCAGCAACAUCUGCUACCAGCUGCACGAUAAGAAGUCCAGCUGUGCAGCCACUAUCAAGUCCCAACUAAACGCCAGGCAGUCUGAGGCCCAAAUGGAUGUACCACUAUGUACCGGGUGCAACAAGGCGGCAGAAAAUGAGGAAAUCACCGAAGAGGGAUAUCAUCAAACUGAAAGCAAUCAGUUUUCGGCUGAGCUGGAAAGUCAUCACUUUGUGCAUGCUCAACAGAAGGGCAUGAAUUUACUACGCAAUGACGUAAUAGAAACCCUUAAAUAUUUAGUAACGAAAGUGGAAUCCUUUCAAGAAUCAUCAAACUCAUCCACGGUGGUACUGAAUUCGCAGAAAUUGGAAUUAUGUCUCGAUAGUUUACUUACAGGGCUCCGAUGUCUGCCAAAUUCCAUCAAUUGUUCACCCCAGUUCCUUGAGUUUGUUUGGCAGAAUUUGUGCCCAACUUUAAUAUCAAUUCUUGGAAACCCAAGAAACCUGAAGACGGUAUCAAAUACGCAUGAGGCUAGUGAGAAUGUAGCGACGGGUUCGAGCAAAGGGUCAAUAGCAGGUCCAGUAGUUGGUGGGUCUUCAGCUUACGAACUGGGAAGAGGUUCUGGCGUGUCGAGUUCUCCGCCAAACAUGAUUGGAUCUAACGCGAGAAACAUCUAUGCCAUUGCGGGCGAGCUGCUUCGACUGGUUGGAUGUCUCAGUUCGAUGCGUCCAGUGCUGCAGAGUAUGUUCCACAGAAUCCUGCUGUUUCCCCCGCCCAACUACAGGCUGGAGGCACUGAGGGCAGUCAAUGAGUACUUCCAGAGCCCGAUGAGGGUGCUGGACAUAUGUGGACCCACUAUUCAGGACACCCGCGUCAAUGAGAACAGGGCUAGGAGAGACUACGACACUGAUUUGCUCAAGCUCAUUAUGGAUGGAAUCUGCGAGGCAGUGUACAGCUACAACUCUCAUGUGAGCAGUGAGGCAGUUGGUUGCAUUGUGUCCUUCUUGACCACUCUGGGCAAAAUCAGUUGGGGUGCAGGGUUCCAGCAGUACCAGAUAGACGAGAUCAUCUCGAGAUGGGCGGAUAAUCUGGAGCUGAUGAGUCCAGAUGAGAUGUCGGUCAAGACAAAAAAGUUCGUGAGGUUUUCUAAAGAGCUAGUUCAGAAGAGAACGUUCAACACACACAGCCGAGCUGACGAGGACUUAUUUCGGAGAGAGUUCGGUUCGAUGCAACAUGACAACGAGGGAGCAUUCGACGAGGAAAUUAUAGCAAUAGGUCAGUUGGAUCGACCUUAUUCUCAGUCCUCGUCCACUAAUAGCAACAGAGAUACGAGGGAAAGAGUGGAUGAAGCAUACGAAGAUGUGGACAUCACAGAUGUUCUGAAGCAGGGACUUGGUGGACCUCAGGGGGGAGAAGGGAGGGUGUCCAGUGCGUCGAGUGACCAGAAUUCAAGCGAAUCCAUUGUCCUGCCCCCAGCCCCUGUCAUUGGAUGUCUAAAAAACAUCGAGGAAAUGUCUCUAGCCGAGGAACUCAAGAACUCAGCAAAAGUUCAGUCUAGCAGCCUGUCGUUAAAUACCGCCGGAGCUGGGGAGGCACUAGCGACAGACUUUAGCCAUGUGCUGGACUCCCCUGACGAAGAUGAAGAACAGUCUGUGAAUCAUGAUCACGAGUCUGCACAUUCGGAGUCAUGCGGUGAGCUUCACUCUGUCGGGACUCCUGAUGAAGACGAAAGAGAAGAAGACUCAACAAUGACUCACCAAACUCACAAUAUAGUUACAAAUGAAGACGAAGAAGACGUGUUUCACGAGAAUGAGAAUAAUGAACAACUAGGAACAUUAGAUGAGCUGAGUCGCGAAGAGUCUUCGGAAGUUGAAGAGGAACCACAUCAUGAUGAAAUGACAUCGGUGGAUCCCGGAGACAACAGAGUAAUUCAGCACAGUCCAAUGAGCUUCGAGUUUGAUGACUCAUUCAGCCUUAGACUGAACAACUCGAGUGGACCGGUUUUUAACGCACAGGCUUUUGCGGUAACAGAAUCCAGCAACAAACAUGGGGAGGAUCGACCAGUGAAAGUGUUUGAUAUAACAGAUGACCCAGAACAAGGGCUAAAACUGACCAAAACGCUGCCAGACAUUGAGAGUGAACGUCAGGCCCUUGAACGACGUGUAGAAGUGGAACGGCUUGCUCAAGAGAAGGUGGAAGAAGAACGUCAAUGUGCUAAUGAUUACUUGCAGCACCUGAUUUCGGAAUUGCCGAACUUCCUCCGAAUAACUGACCGGUUCCAACUUGACCAAGCGCUGUUGAAGUUUGCGUCAGAUUUUUGUGCAGAAGUGGCUGAACACCAAAGACAGCAGUCGAAGCCCUCGUUUCUAUUGCGAGGACCGGGACUGGAGAGAUCUGAUUCGGUGCAAAGUAACAAUAACUCGAUGUUGAUUUUGAAUGCAGACGGUGUUUACAUAGCGACUUAUUACACCCUGUUGCUGAACUUGAAACUGAUUGGUAGUCACUAUUACGAGAAUAACGGAGGGAGGUUACCGCUUACACAGAAACAGUUCAUUGAAGAAAUUCACGACAGCGGAGUGUUGGUCUACCUGUCUUCUACUUGGCUGAGUGAACUCUACAAGUUGAUCAUCUCUUGUGACAUUCUGGGCGAGGGAGGAUACACCACACAAGAUCCCAGAGUGAAUAAUGCACUCAUUCUCAUGCUUACUGAUAUUGACGGAAUGGGCAAUUUGGAACUGGGUGGUAUGAUGUUGCAUAUGAGUGACAAGACGAACGCCAGUCUGAAGAAACGAAUACAAAAUGAGCACAGUCAGGCCCUGAACGCUGGACUGAAGUUCUCCCGCCGAAUUCUCCUGGCAGUGUGGGAUACUAUUCUGGAUGUGUUGGCCCAGCCAUUGAGAUCCAAGACACUCUCUGGGGUGACCAGUAUUGCUAUGUUAAUUGUGGAGGGGACGAAGGAGAUCACGCAGAGAGAUAGAGAGGCGAUAUGUCUGAGUCUGGAGGGAUUGAGGAAUGCGGCUCAGCUAAGCUGUGCUUUGGGCGUGCCUUCUCUGUGCUCAUCCGUGUUCCUCCUCAUCACAAAUGCAUCGUGUGCCAUCGACCACUCAUCUCAAGGAGAGUGCACUUCCUCCACAGGUCAGAAGAUCAACAAGAAGUACUCGAAUGAAACAGCCUUAAGUGCCUCCUCUCCUGGCCUGCCAAUGAAGCUGCAUGCCAGUCACGUAUUGAGCAUGGAGGCCCUUCUGAGUGUGGGGCUGGAGAUAGGAAGUCACUGCCAUGAUUGUUGGAAGUUCAUAUUCAGAUGCUCUGCAUAUAUUGCGCAGUUGGAGCGCGCUUACUUCAGUAACGGAGCGGUGCAAAACUUCUCAACUUUUGGAAAAGUAAAAACACUGUCGACCAACCUCCAGCAGUCCAACGAACACAAUCAGUCUUUCGACUCAGAACACGGAGAUGUCUCAUUCGACGUAUCACAAAUGUCAACUUCGUCCUCAAUUCCAGACUCAAGUGUGGCUGACAUUGUCAAUCAGGCCAGGGUCGAAAUUGGACUGGAAAGGAGCAAUCUGAUUGGAGGAGGCACUCUGAACCCGACUAAUGCAGCUAAAGUUGUUGCUUGUCUAAGUGCGGAAGUGGACAAGCUUUACGAAGAAGCAGCCGUCCAUUUAAAUCUUCAGGCGCUGCUACAGUUCCUCAAGGAGCUUAGAUUCGCGUCUCAGCUCCAGUUGUUCUCAAAGCUUUCGCCAGCGGAUGACUGUGGAAUCGCAAUUCCGACUAUGUCAAGUCGCUCGAUUCCUACCGGUGGAAAAAGCUGCACAGCGCUCCAUUUGUUUAGGAUGGGAGAAAUCAUUCUGAAAUGUAUCAGAACUAAGCGUCCUAUAUUGCAUGUAAUGCGAGCUUGGAGUAUCGUGGCGCCACAUUUCGUGGAAGCAUCUUGUCAUCGAGACACAGAAGUCUCAAAGAAAGCAGUGUCAUCAAUUCAUAACAUCCUAACUGAGAUUCUGAAUCACUGUCCCGAAAACGCGCACUACAAUUUCCACGAGGCUUUAUUCAAACCUUUCGAAAGUAUGCUGAGGCUGGAGCUAUGCGACGACGAUAUCCAAGAUCAAGUGAUUUGCUCUAUUUGUGAGUUAGUUGAAGCCUGUCAGGAAAACAUUAAGUCAGGCUGGAGACCCUUGUUUGGCUCACUGCGUGCAGUUCGCGUCACAAAGCAUUCGAACGAAGAUAGCCAGCUUCCAACUGAAGGGUCAAUUGAGGCUAAAAUAUCACCAGUUUUUGACGUGUUUGAUGCUUUUCUAAAUACUGACAAUGUCUAUGUUUUUGCGAACGCUGCGAUAGAUUGCAUACUAUGUCUUUUGAAAUUUGUAAAAGGGUCGGGAGAUUUUGAUCCGUUUGAAGACGACUCGGCGUCAGAGAACGACUCGAGUAUUACGGAUCCGAACGGAGCUCAGUCCGCUGAACUAUGUCUGCCUGCGCUGGAGAGAUUGCUCUACUGCUCUAAUAUACUGGCUUCCAUUUACAAGAUGCCUCUGAAGCCGAUGUUCAGGGGGUCUAGGUCUGUGAAGCUGACAUCUAGACUAGCAGCUGAGACUGGAAGUAGCAGUGGUAAUGAAGUGACAGUCAAGGGGACAAGAUUGGAGGGUGAGAGGGGAGGGAGCAAACAGGGGACUACUCAGACUGUCAAUGUGGUCUAUGGAGUGUUCAUGCCUUCUGAUUUAGAACAAAUGGACGAUGAAACAGGUAUUGUUCGCGUGUGGUAUCUGUUGCUGGAAGGCCUGACUGGUGCGGUGACUACUUGUCCUAAAGAGUACCAGCCACAGACAUUGGGAUUGCUGUUUGAGUUGCUCAAAGCAGCGACAGAAAUUCCAGGGCCAGAGUUUGCAGUGUUUGCAGUGACUCAUCUGCUGUUGCCUAUGUUGCAUUCGUGGCUCAGGAGGGGAUCUUGUGUGCGGGGUUUCUGGGAGACGGCGGUGGCUAACUUUAGACAUGCCACGGGACUAUCAACAGAUCUAGUUGUCGACCAUAUCAAUCAUUUCGUGCAGAAUAAAAUUCCUUUGACCCACGUUCCAUUGAUGUUGACUCAACUGCUGGACCUGUUGGUGGAAUGUGUCGGACAGCCUAAUGAAUCAGUAGCUAGACUGGGCUGCUCCUGCAUCAAGCAUCUGCUGGUGUCCUCUGGACCAAACUUCACAGAGCAGAUGUGGUCCAUAUCUUGCAAUGGACUGCGCCAGGCUGUUAACAUAUCACUGUGUUUUGCGAAGAAACUCAUGGAGCAUUUCAAUCCAGGUUCGAUUGACUUCAAUGGGGACAUUGGGGUGGUGAAAGUGGCGGCAAGGAGGGAUUGCUCUGAGAUGGAAUGUGAGAGGCUCCAACAGUUGGCAAAACAGGUUUUCCUUUUGGAUUCGCAGUAUGCCAAUCUAGCCGCGUGCAAUACUCCAACUCAACUGGAACCAGAAGCAGAUGAGACCAGGUCAUUCGUAUUCAUCAUCUACCCACCCAAUGACUCUUCUAAUACAGCGGACUCUUCAAAAGUAGCUUCGUCGACUAACCUCAACGACUCCUCCCAGUCAACUCUCAGGGUGCCAUUCAGAAACAUUGUUGUGGGAUUGGUGUCUCACCAGCUGUUGUUACAGACACUGGGAUUGUUGCUUCUGUCGGGCUCUAAAAGUGAAGCUACGGAGACGGAGCAGAAUCUGUUGCCGAUCGAUGAAGCCAAUCAGAUAUCGGGAGGAAAGAGAAAGGAAGGCGGCUCGGCCCAACACAGCAAACUUCCUGUGUUUCUGGAUAAACUGAACAAGAAGCAGGUGAACAUUCUUUUGGAAUGUCUGCUUGACUCCUACAAGAUGGCGGCGGACUUCGAUGUCAGACCAGGACUGAAGUUCCUUAUCCAAAAGGUGGCCAAGAUAGAGGUGGCAGCCAAUCUCUACAGACAAGUGGGCGCUAGCUUCACCUUCUACAUGCAUGUACUUACUGAGAUGUGUAUCAGAUCCGCAGACAAACUGCCCCAGAACUUCAUCAAAGCUACGUUGAAGCUGGAACCCCUUCUUAACUAUCUUCCCACAUCUUCGAUCCAGUUCGAGCUAUCAGAACGUUUGUCAAUCAGUGAACUCAGCGACAACUCUAGCGCUACUCCAGACCUCCUAUCGCCCACCAAUUUCACCUUUAAUAACCAAAGUGAAGGUCAGACAAAGCAAAGGGGCUCCAAAAAGUCUCCUCAGGAGAAUAGAAUGGAUAUGAUGGAGAGGUUGAAACGUCUACAGGAGACGGCGUCUUCGGGACAACAGCCGGCACCCGAGCUCAGUUUCGCCCCUGCCGAGGAGACGGAAGGUGGAGUAGGGGGAACUGAGAGUGUGUCGGAUAGUAAGACUAGUCUAUCCAGUGGGGGAGGAGGGGGUCAUUGUGUGGGCGUGUCUUCAGGUAUGGAGUGGAUUGUAAAACGAAUGUACGCAAUGUGUGCAGAGAUAUCCGCAUCAUAUGUGCAGAUGCAUCUGGACAAACAAGGAGAUCUGGACUUGGAGAGGAUCUCGAGUCAGCCUCUGUUCCUCUUGAUCCCAGACGAAUCUAACCUCCCGAAACACAAGAAGUCUUUCCUCUUCAAAGAUUUCACGAGCGAGCCGACAAUAAAUGAGGAAGAUGAGCCUAUGGAAAUCAGGGCGCCGAACAAGAAGGAGUCUAUGGAAUGGGGUACCUUGCCAGUGGGAAUGUCGUCUGUCGAGGGAUCCGCAGGGGACUUCUACGAGGACUCGACCAAGAUGUACACUGUGGCCACAAACAAGACCAUCAAGAACAUGAUGAAGGAGUACAAAAAGAGGAAAGUGCAACAUUCGCGCUCUGUAUUUGUGAGGAAGCCUUUCCAGGAGAUGAAGGAUCCGGCAUACGACCCCAACAAGUCUGCGGACGACAACUACCAACAGGAUGAUCUUGACGAUACCUUGAUGGAGAUCUCUUUGCAGCAGAAGAGUUCCAUUAUCAGAGAUUCGGAUGCUAAGAUCCAGGCAUGGACUGAGAUGAUCACCGGCAUGAUCCAACUCAUUCAGUUUCCCAGCGAUCCCCUCUUCAAAGACCUCCUCCCAGUUACUUUCCCUGUCAUCAACCAGCUCAUGUGUCACGUGACCAACCCCCUCGUCAGACAGGCAGUUUUCGACUACAUGAACAGAAUUUCACGCAUAUACAACUUCGUUUAGAACUCCGAGCUCGAACUGAACUUGUGUGAAAGCAAAUAAAAAAACGGAUGCUUUAUGUAAACUACUAAGUAGCUAGUAGAGAAAUCAUCCCAUAUUUUGAUGCUGUUUCAUGUUUUAGCAUCUUGGUGUUUUCUAGCUUGAGUUUCAGCUUAAAAAUGGUGUAGAAUACGUUAUAGAACUAUCAUCAUUCCAUAGUACAUGAAUUAAUAUGUUACAACAAAGUAAUGUAAAUAUGUUUAAAAUGUUAUAUUUUGUUGAAUGUUCUGGGGUUUCUUUCAGAUUAUUAUGCUAUUAUUUGUGCAGUUAAUAAGGUCAACAAUUUUUGAAUUUAAUUUAAAAUUCUACAAAUGAAAUCUUAUAUAGAAUGUUAAUAUUGAUGUAACUAUGUUUAUGAUUUCCGAAUUGCUUUAUAUAGGUGAUUCCAAUUCAAUAUAUCCGAAA
Symsagittifera roscoffensis is the source of this 9742-nucleotide messenger RNA. RefSeq names its product brefeldin A-inhibited guanine nucleotide-exchange protein 3-like. Lineage: Eukaryota; Metazoa; Xenacoelomorpha; Acoela; Convolutidae. The record is from RefSeq and is a predicted model, not a curated record. Bases 1646 to 9301 code for a protein of 2551 amino acids. The transcript is spliced from 24 exons. Gene Ontology annotation, biological process: regulation of ARF protein signal transduction. Gene Ontology annotation, molecular function: guanyl-nucleotide exchange factor activity.